Metopolophium dirhodum (rose-grain aphid) is the source of this 2361-nucleotide messenger RNA. Its product is annotated as zinc finger MYM-type protein 1-like. The transcript has 4 exons. Bases 1 to 2361 code for a protein of 786 amino acids. The record is from RefSeq and is a predicted model, not a curated record. NCBI's taxonomy places the organism in Eukaryota, Metazoa, Arthropoda, Insecta, Hemiptera, Aphididae. Gene Ontology annotation, molecular function: protein dimerization activity.
AUGGCGCUAACAAGAGUCAAAGCUAGUGGUACCUGCAAUCGUAAGGAGGCAAAAAAAAAGAAGGAAAAACUUAAUGAAGUUAUAAAAAAAACAAACAAAAUAAAUAGCAUGUUUAAACAAAGAGAAGAGCAUAGUGAGAACCAUGGUAGCUUGGACAAUGUUGAUCACAAUAUAAAUGAGCCUCCCUCAGUUGAAGCUGUUGUUACAAGUGAAGAACAUGAUAUUAAUUACUCUGAAGUGUUAGAAAUACCAGGGUCAGAUCCAGCUGAAUGGAAAAUAAAUUCAUGUACUAUUGAUUACAUAUGUAAAAAUGGAUUUAGCCAAAAUUUAGAUUCUAGUUUUAGUCAAUCCAAACGAAUUUACCAGUCAGUUCGUAGAGGUUCAUUCAGAAAUAUCAACCGCUAUGUAAAUAAAAGUUUUUUUGAAACAGUUUUAGUCAAUGGUAAGAAAUGUCCAAGAAAAUAUCUAGUUUAUUCACAAUCUAAGGGUUCAGUUUUUUGUGUUCCUUGCUAUUUAUUUAAUAAUACUUCUGCAUUUUCAAAAAAUGGUUUCUCGGAUUGGAAAAGGCCAAAAUCAAUAGACAAACAUGAAAAUUCACUUUCACAUAAAACAUGUGUGGUAAAAAUGAAAAAUAGAUCUUCUGAAUUGAACAAUGUUAAUGAAGUGCUUACAUUUCAAUUAGAAACAGAAAAAAUAUAUUGGAAAAAUGUGCUCACAAGAGUUUGUGCAGUUGUCAAAUCGUUAUCUAGUCGAGGUUUACCUUUUAGAGGUGACAAUGAGAAUAUUGGUUCGCUGCACAAUGGAAAUUUUUUGAUAUGCCUUGAAAUGAUCGCAGAAUUUGAUCCUUUUUUGGCUAAUCAUUUGGCAAACUAUGGUAAUCCUGGGAAAGGUUAUACUUCUUACUUGUCUCAUUCAACAUAUGAACAAUUUAUCAAGUUAAUGGCGACUAAGGUUCAAAAUCAAAUAGUUGAAGAAGUCAUUAAUGCCCAAUAUUUCUCCAUUGUUAUAGAUUCAACUCCAGAUAUUGCACAUGUUGAUCAACUAUCUUUUAUAUUAAGGUAUGUUAACAACAAAGGUUUACCUGUAGAAAGAUUUUUAUGUUUUAUAGAAAAUGUUGGACAUAAAUCUCAGUGCAUGGCUGAUACUGUAUUUUCUCUCUUAAAAAAAUAUAAUAUUGAUAUUGCAUAUUUGAGGGGUCAAUCAUAUGACAACGCAAAGAAUAUGUCUGGUAUUUACUCUGGUCUCCAGGCUAGAAUUAAAGAAGUUUCUCCAUUGGCUGACUUUGUACCAUGUUCAGCCCAUUCCCUCAAUUUAGUAGGGUCAUGUGCAGCAAGUUGCUUAAAAUCUACAUUGAAAAAUCUUUCCGAAACAAGAUGGUCCGCUCGGGAAGAUGCAUGUAAAGCUAUAAACCAAAAUUGGGAUAGUGUUAAACAAAGUCUAUGCGACAUAUCAGAAAAUAUAAAUGAAAAAUCUAUCACUCAAAAUGAAGCUCGUGGUUUACUUAGAUUAAUGAACCGUUUUGAAGUUACAUUUAUGUCACUAUUUUGGGGUGAUUUACUACAACGAUUUAAUGUGGUUAGUAAAUAUCUACAAUCAGUCAAUAUUGAUGUAUGUAAAGUGUGUGAUCAAUAUGAAGCAUUGAUAAAAUAUGUUGUAAAUCUCCGUUCUGAUGAAAUGUUUCAACAUUAUGAAGUACUAGCAAUGAAAAAAUGUUCUGAAAAUUGUUACGAAACUAUUUACAAACGUAAAAAAAAAAGGACAAAACAUCAUGAUGAAACAGCUAGUAUUAUUGAAAAUGAAAUCAAUUUAACAGGUAGUUUGGAAUUCAAAGUAAACACAUAUUUAGUGAUUUGUGAUUCUAUAAUAAAAGAAUUAACAAGUCGAAAGUUAGCUUACGAUAAUGUCAUAACAAAGUAUAGUUUUUUUUUAAGACUCACAAAGAUAAAACCAUCAGAAGUACGUGUUUCAGCUGAACAUUUGUACUCAAUGUAUACAAAAGAUUUGGAUGUAACAUUUAUUAACGAAUGUGUUCAUUUUCAAAGUUAUAUUCAAAGUAUGAAAAAUUCUCCAUCAACUAUAAUUGAUAUGAGUUCUAUGUUAAAAAUAGAAGGUUUAGAAGACAUUUACCCGUAUGUGAGUAUUGCUUUACACAUGUUUUUAUGUACUCCCUGUUCAAACUGUACCGCUGAACGGUCAUUUUCAACUUUACGCCGAAUAAAAACAUACCUAAGGUCAACAAUUUCUAAAGAGAGAUUAAACUCACUUGCAAUAUUAAAUAUUGAAUCAGAAAUAACAAAACAAAUUAAAUAUGAGGAUAUUAUAGAUCAUUUUGCUGAUAUUCAAUCAAGAAAAAAAUUGUAA